Molecule: messenger RNA, 705 nt
Organism: Ilex paraguariensis (yerba mate)
Lineage: Eukaryota; Viridiplantae; Streptophyta; Magnoliopsida; Aquifoliales; Aquifoliaceae
Source: the annotation of a GenBank genome assembly
CACUAUGGUUGUAUGCUUGAUCUUCUUGGUCGCACUGGAAAUCUUGACCAAGCUAAGUGUUUUAUUGAUGAAUUGCCAUUGACUUCGACUGCCAGAAUAUGGGGUUCUCUCCUUGCUGCAAGUAGGCACCACAGAAACAUAGAGCUGGCUGAACUUGCAGCUUGUCAUAUUUCAUCCUUGGAACAUGAUAAUACUGGAUGCUAUGUCUUGCUUUCUAAUAUGUAUGCCGAAGUUGGGAGAUGGGAAGACAUAGAACGGAUUAAAUUUCUUAUGAGGAACCAAAGGUUAGAGAAAAUCACUGGAUGCAGCAUACUGGAAACCAACAAUAGGACUUACAGAUUCACCAAUCACGAUAGGUCCCAUGUCGAUUCGAAUGUGAUAUAUGAGGUGUUAGACAUUAUUUUGAGGAAGAUAGGGGAAGAACUAUGUUCUUAUGAAGUCUCCAAAACCAAACCACCAGAUUUGGCAAGAAGAAGAGCAAACUCGACAAAGUACCACAGUGUGAGAUUAGCAAUUUGUUACGGGUUGAUUUCCACAUCCCUUGGAAACCCUAUUCUUGUAAGGAAGAAUACUAGAAUCUGUGAGAAGUGCCAUAGUGCUGCAAAGAAGAUUUCAGAAUUUACCAACAGAGAGAUAGUAGUGGGAGAUUCGAAGAUAUAUCAUCACUUCAGGGAUGGGCAUUGUUCAUGUGGAGAUUACUGGUGA